Molecule: messenger RNA, 2749 nt
Organism: Zingiber officinale
Lineage: Eukaryota; Viridiplantae; Streptophyta; Magnoliopsida; Zingiberales; Zingiberaceae
Exons: 2
Coding region: 601-1515 (304 amino acids)
Source: RefSeq, a predicted model, not a curated record
UUUUUUAUCCAUUGGAGCGGCUUCACCAUCCGCUCCGUCGCCAUGCGAGCAGCUCUCGAAAUCGGCACAGGAAUCGAGCGGAAGACGACUCCCAGGCGAAGCGCAGAGGAAUUCUGAUUCCUAAACCUCUCAGCUUGUUGAAUCUUCGUGGAGAAAUCGGUGUUCCUUUGGUUUCUUCAGCAAAAGCUGAGAUUUUUCUUGUCACUGGUUUGGCUUUCUUCUAGUUCUAUCCAUGGAGGCGAGUCUCAGAUUGUGAUUUUUGCGAUGGAUUUCGUUUCUCAAAGGAUCCCGAUUUUUGUAGCGUUUGAGACUCUGUCGAUCUAGUUUCUCGAUCUUUUCUUCUCCUCGAGUUCUCCAAAAUCAGCAUCACGUUGGUUUCUUUUGUAGUCUACUUCUAGGGUUUGAUUUUAGAAAGAAAGAUGCGAACAUUAACUAGUUCUAUCCAUGGAGACGAGUCUCAGAUUGUGAUUUUUUUCAAUGGUUUUCUUUUCUCAAAGGAUCCCGUUUUUGUAGGGUUUCAGACUCUUCCGAUCUAAUUUCUCGAUCCUUUCUUCUCCUCGAGUUCUCCAAAAUCUCUAGGGUUUGAUUUUAGAAAGAAAGAUGCGAUCAUUAACUGGUUUGAUCAUUGGUUUGAGCUUGGUGUCAAUUUUCCUCUUCUUUGCUCUGGUUGCAACACUCUACUUGGUCUGGAGGAAGAAGAGAAUCAACGCAGACAUCGAUGAAAAUUGCAGCAUCCCACUCAAAAAGCUUCAGUAUCCCUUCUUUUGGACCUGGAAAAGUCCAUCACUCAUGGCUAUUCAUCAGCAAGAGAGGUCUGCUCCAGUGGAUUUAGCCGCCCAAUCUGACCAACUUCACAAAAACCCUAUCAAAGACACCAUAGAGGCAGAGAUCCUGAGGCUCUACAGCCUCGCAGGCCCUCCGAGGCUUCUCUUCACUAUCAAAGAGGAGACAAAGGAGGACCUGGAGUCUGAGGAUGGCAGGUGUGGAGGAAAGACCCUAAAUGAUCUGUUCAACUCCUCUGAUGACACCCCAUUGUCCACUUCCCACUCCGCGAGUCCCUGCACAAGAAAUGGAUUCAAUUUCAACCGGGAAGACGACUUCACCAAGAUGUGGUCCUCGCCGUCGCCCAAAUUCAAGUUCUUGAAGCAUGCUGAGCUUAAAUUUUACAGGAAGUUGCUGAUGGAAGAGGCAGGAAAGGCUGAUGCAAAUGCCGAGAUGGUUAACAACUUGGAAAAGCAAAACAUGGGCCGUGAGCAAGAAGGUGAUGGAUCUAACUUCAUUGGCAUAGUGAUUGGGAAGAUCAGAGAUGGAGAGAAGCAUCAACAUUCAAGUUCCUCACAGGGCUCUUUUAGGUCCACUUUGGUGUCAAGGGUGUUCCAUGAUGCAUGUUGGUGCCUUUGCUUGACAGUUCACCCGAAGAAGAGCAUGAUCAAGGAGACAAGAAACAUGCCUUCCUUGCGUUCAUUUAGUUGUAGAUUUUCAACUCGCUUCCCUAAAUUUUGUCGGCCUAAUUAAGGAGCACAGGAUACUGUGGAGUCAUGAAUGGUCUGUAUGAAGAGAGAAUCAUUAUUGAUCCGGUUGACAUUGGGUUGACUCCUUGAAGUAUCCACGACUGAGCUCUUUUAGUAGGUCGGAUGCAUGUCAACUCGGCUCCUAUCGGAUCUUGUGGUUAUUGAGUCGGUAGUUGUCGGGUCGAGUCACGCAUGGACUUUGAUGAUGGUCUCUAGCGACAAUGACUAAAAUGACUGAACAAGAUUAGAAAGGAGGUCAAGACGACCUCUAAGAAACCCCUCUAACACUCAAAUUAGAUUUUGAAGGAAAAUUGAGAGGAGGAGAUAUUGAAGUGAAAAAUAGUAAUGUUGAAUGUCAGUGUGCCUCUCAAUGUUGCCACCGUUACCUUAUAUAGGGAGCGAAGAGGUGGUUAGGAUUUCCAAAGAACAUACAUCUUUCCUGUUCCCAGAAAACCUUUUGUAACUUGCGUUAUUGUAACUGUCAAGUUGCAUUCGAACUCGGUCUUAGAUCUGGCUAGUUGGACUUAACCUGGAUGUGACUUAGGCUAACUUUAGUCGAGCUCAGUCAUGAGUUGGCUGUCUUGACCCAAGUUCGGUCCUGAGUUGGCAGAUUAGAUCUGAGUGCAUUGAUCAAGUCCUGGGCAUGGUUGACUAGAGUUAAACUAGAAAGAGCUAGUUCGACUGGACUUGAGUUCGUCUUAAGUCGGAUUGAUCCAGAUUUGCAUUGAUCAAGUCCUAGAUUUGCCACGUGGUCUCUAUAGUCGCCGCCACAUCAAUUAUGGGGGACUCCUCUAUAGUCGUCAGGUUCCAUUGAAUUAAGUCUCAGUCUAAAUUCUAAAAGUCUUAGUCUAGUUGAUCCGAAUGGUUGUAUAGGGAAAAAGUGUUGUUUUGUAGAUUUUCAAAGUACUUUCCUUAAUUUUUGUUGAAUAUAAUUAGUGAUAUAUAUAAUCCCACAUUAAAAAGGAAGGAGAAGUUUGAUAGACUUGUUAAAGGAUGUACAUUAAAUAUAUUAUAUUUGAUUGAUUAUCAAGUGGAACAUAUUUAUAUAUAUAAAUCAAAGAUAGACAUUUGGGGCAUAAAAAUUAAAUUUGGAAUUAAGCACUGAAAGAUUUCCCAAAGGUUGUAUCAUUCAUUAUAUAUACAUCAUAUAAUCAUUUUUCAUUCUCUAUAUUGUCUUGGAGGAAUUUAUAGUUUUGCUGUCCAUAAAUUUAUUAUAUCUUGAGUAUUUUGGAGGGAAU